Molecule: messenger RNA, 1209 nt
Organism: Penicillium olsonii
Lineage: Eukaryota; Fungi; Ascomycota; Eurotiomycetes; Eurotiales; Aspergillaceae
Source: the annotation of a GenBank genome assembly
AUGGCGCCUCAACUUCAUCAACGCCCACCCUUCCGCGCAGAGCACCUUGGCUCAUUGCUGCGUCCCCAGAACCUGCUGGACACCAAGAUCGCCUAUGAGGCGGGCAAGACCCCCGAGGCCGAACUGACCGCGGUCGAGGACAAGGAGGUCAACGACAUCAUCAAGACCCAGCAAAAGCUCGGCUACGCUGCCAUCUCCGACGGCGAGUACCGUCGUCACAUGUUCUGGGGUACUUUCUUCCCCGGUCUUGACGGCUUCGAGGAGGUCAACAAUGUCGACGUGGACGACUUCCGUCCCUACGCUCCCGAUAUUGCCGCGUUCCUUGAGGCCGGUCACAAGCCCGGUGAGAGUGUCAUCUGUACCGGUAAGAUCAAGCACGUUGGCAGCACCUACAUCGACCAGUUCAAGUACCUGGCCAGCCAGGUCCCGGCCGAGGAGGUCAAGAACUUGAAGAUCACUCUGGCUGCUCCUAACUGGUACCACCUGCGCUACCGUGAGGGCAAGGCUUACCCCAAGUCCGUGUACACCAAUGACGAGGACUACUUCGGCGACAUCGCCAAGGCCUACCAGGCCGAGCUCAAGAUCUUGUACGAUGCCGGCUGCCGCAAUGUCCAAUUCGAUGACCCCAACCUGGCCUACUUCUGCUCCGAGAAGUUCCUCAACGGCUUCAAGGAAGACUCCCUGAACGUGUACAGCGCCGACGACAUGUUCGAGAAGUACAUCAAGCAGUACAACGACAUCUUCGUCAACCUGCCCGCCGAUCUGCACGUCGGUGUUCAUCUGUGCCGCGGUAACUUCGUCGGCAGCCGUCACUUCUCCGAGGGCGGUUACGACCGCAUUGCCAUCAAGCUCUUCCAAGAGCUGAACGUGCACACCUACUACCUCGAAUACGACACCCCUCGCUCCGGCGGCUUCGAGCCCCUCAAGUUCCUUCCCACGCACAAGAACGUCAUCCUCGGUGUCGUCACUAGCAAGUUCGCCAAGCUCGAAGACAAGGAAGAGAUGAAGCAACGCGUCAUUGAUGCUGCCAAGUUCAUCGCUGAGGGUAACAACAUCUCUCUCGAUGCUGCUCUGAACCAGGUCGGUGUCAGCCCCCAGUGUGGCUUUGCUUCUCACCGUGAGGGUAAUGCUAUCGAUUGGGAUGGCAUGAUCAACAAGCUCCAGCUUGUUCGGGAUAUCGCCAACGAUAUCUGGCCCAACCAGGCUUAG